Fonsecaea multimorphosa CBS 102226 is the source of this 1689-nucleotide messenger RNA. RefSeq lists its product as uncharacterized. The transcript has a single exon. The coding region runs from base 1 to 1689 and encodes 562 amino acids. Gene Ontology annotation, cellular component: nucleus; tRNA (m1A) methyltransferase complex. Gene Ontology annotation, biological process: tRNA methylation. NCBI's taxonomy places the organism in Eukaryota, Fungi, Ascomycota, Eurotiomycetes, Chaetothyriales, Herpotrichiellaceae. The record is from RefSeq and is a predicted model, not a curated record.
AUGGUCUCCACAUUCCUCACGCCAACCCGCCUGGCCAAAGAACACGACCUGGCCUCUCUGCACCUGCGUCGGGACCAGUCCCUGCCCGUCGUGCUCUCGACGCAGGUGACGCGGACCGCGGACGAAGGGUACGCCGAGGGCGUGGUGACGAACACGCGCUUCGGCUCGUUCCCGCACUCGACCAUUAUCGGGGUUGCCUGGGGCAGCCAGAUUCGCGCGAGUAAAGUCGAUACCGGGUCGCGGGGGAGGGUCAAGCAGAAAGGGAAACAGAAGCAAGGGGCCAAGCGGCAGACGGGGAAGGAUGGCGACGGUGCGGGGAAGAAGCGGAAAGCCGGUGAGGCGGGGUUGGAAGAUGGAGAUGGGAGAAGAAAUCCAGAGGAGGAGGAAGAAGAAGAACAGGAGCAGGAGGAGGAGGGGGAAGACGCUUUGCAGGAGAGAGACAGGAUAGAACUAGGAGCGGUCACGGUCAAGGAAGCCGUGGCGGCGGAGUCGGGCUUCGUGCACGUCCUCCCGCCCACCCCUGAGAACUGGACCACCAGCCUCCCGCAUCGCACUCAGGUUGUCUACACCCCCGACUACAGCUACAUCCUACACCGCAUCCGCGCGAGGCCGGGAACCAGACUGAUCGAGGCGGGCAGUGGGAGCGGCAGUUUCACCCAUGCGGCCGCGAGGGCUGUAUUCAACGGAUACCCCGACAAGGGGCAGAGGGCCGCCGAGCAGGAGCAGCAGCAGGAGCAGCAGCAGGAGGGGAAUGGAGCGUACACGAAAGACGGCGAGGGAGAAGGGAAGGAGAGCCACGGGCUUGGACGAGUCUUUAGCUAUGAAUUCCACCGUGAGCGGCACGACAAAAUCAAGGCCGAAAUGGUUCAACACGGGCUAGACACCAUCGUGCACGCCAUGCACCGAGAUGUCUACAAAGAUGGCUUUCUGGUCUAUGACUCUGAAGAAACCCCAUCCACCGACAAAACCUCCCCCGCCGCGAACGCCAUCUUCUUGGACCUGCCUUGUCCAUGGGAAGCUCUCCCGCAUUUGACGCGCGAGUCGCCACUCCAAAGCACGCCGAGCGUGCUCGACCCUCACUCGCCCGUCCACAUAUGCACAUUCAGCCCUUGUAUCGAGCAGGCGCAAAAGACAAUAUCCGCGCUUCGCAGGUACGACUGGAUUGAGAUCGAGAUGGUCGAAGUGCAGCACAAGCGCAUCGACGUUCGACGGGAAUACACCGGACUGCAGUACAAUGGCAUGCGCGGAACCAAUGCCUUUGCAGCCGAUGUUGACGAGGCCGUGUCAAGACUGAGAGAGGUGGAACAACGGUUGAAGGAGUUCCACGCAGGAAAGAACCUGGAUGAAAACAAGAAGCCCGCAAAGGUCAAUGGCCAGCAACAGCAAGGCGAGGCAGGAAAGCUGCCGUUCAACGCAGGCAGGCUCGUGCACAGGACAGAAGCCGAAGUGAAAACGCACACUUCGUAUCUCGUCUUUGCGGUUUUGCCCAGAGCAUGGUCCGAAGAAGAUGAAGCGUUAGCACAGCAGAAGUGGUCGAAGCAUGUCAAGGUCGUGUCGCACGCGCCCAAGAGUCAGCGCCAGUUGAAGAAGGAGGCGAAGCUGAGAGCAAGAGGCCAGACCCAGGACCAGAACGGCAUUAAGGACAAAUUGUCGGAUAUAAAUGAAGAUGCAGCAAAGGAUGCUGCAUAA